AUGUCAGAACAACCGCAAUCCGAGCUUCAACCAGAGAAUAAAACCUCAGAUGAGGAAAGCCAGUCGCCGCCUUCCCCUCCGACGAACGAUGUCAAACCCACCUCGGGACCGGGGCUAGGAUGGAAGUUCUGGGUGCUCUUUGUCACGCUGUGUAUGAGCGGAUUUGCCGUGACAAUGGAGGGCAGCAUCGUGGUAACCGCUCUCCCAACCAUCGCGCGGGAUUUGCACACCACCGACUAUGUUUGGGUAGUUAAUUGCUACACCUUAGCCUCCGCCAUUUUCCAACCCUUGGUGGGCUGGCUGGCCGAGGCUUUUGGCCGCAAGCCUCUCAUGCUGGGGAGUAUCGUGGUAUUCGCUGUUGGUAGUACCAUGGCUGGCGCCGCAAAUUCCCUCGGACUCAUUCUGGCCGGACGACUCAUCCAGGGGAUUGGGGGCGGGGCCAUCCCGUUAAUCGCAGAGCUCAUAGUCAGUGAUCAGUUGCCGCUGGAGCAGAGACCCCAGAUGUUAGGGAUGGUGAUGGCCACAUCCUGUCUGGGAUUGGUGUUUGGGCCUAUCAUCGGCGGAGUGAUCGUUGAUCAUAGCACCUGGCGAUGGAUCUUUUUCUUAAUCUCCCUCUCGCCGCUGCCUCCCUUGUGUGUCUUUUCCCGGUUCUGGCUCGUCGGACGACCGAACAGAGAAGUGCCGCUACGUCGCUGCGAGUCACCGCCAGACGGUUUGACUGGGUGGGCAACGGGCUGCUCCCGGCCUCUAGCGUCGCUAUUCUCCUCCCAUUAA
Penicillium samsonianum is the source of this 774-nucleotide messenger RNA. RefSeq lists its product as uncharacterized. The record is from RefSeq and is a predicted model, not a curated record. Gene Ontology annotation, cellular component: membrane. Gene Ontology annotation, molecular function: transmembrane transporter activity. Gene Ontology annotation, biological process: transmembrane transport. The transcript has a single exon. Lineage: Eukaryota; Fungi; Ascomycota; Eurotiomycetes; Eurotiales; Aspergillaceae. The coding region runs from base 1 to 774 and encodes 257 amino acids.